Molecule: messenger RNA, 456 nt
Organism: Aspergillus terreus NIH2624
Lineage: Eukaryota; Fungi; Ascomycota; Eurotiomycetes; Eurotiales; Aspergillaceae
Product: oxidoreductase, short-chain dehydrogenase/reductase family
Exons: 2
Coding region: 1-456 (151 amino acids)
Source: RefSeq, a predicted model, not a curated record
AUGUCGGCCCAGGAACAAGUCACCCUAAACAACUUCGACUCCAUCUUCUCUCUCGACGGCAAAGUCGCCGUCGUGACCGGUGGUUCCCGCGGACUCGGUCUACACGCCGCCAGCGGUCUUCUCCAGGCCGGCUGCUCCAAGGUCUACAUCACCUCGCGCAAAGCCGAUGCCUGCGAAGAGGCGGUCGCCGCCCUCAAUGCGCUCCCCAACAAGCGCCCCGGCGCAAAGGCCAUCUCGGUGCCCGCCGACAACGCGCGCAUGGAGGACCUCGACCGCCUCGUCGAGGAGGUGAAGAAAACGACAGACCACGUCGACAUUCUCUUCGCCAACGCCGGCGCCACCUGGGGCGAGAAGUUUGACACGUACCCGGAGAAAAUGUUCUCCAAGGUGAUGGAUCUGAAUGUGAAGAGUGUUUUUUAUCUCGUGCAGAAGUAUGUCCUCACUUCCGGAAGUUGA